Sorex araneus (European shrew) is the source of this 2010-nucleotide messenger RNA. RefSeq names its product zinc finger protein 878-like. Lineage: Eukaryota; Metazoa; Chordata; Mammalia; Eulipotyphla; Soricidae. Bases 1 to 2010 code for a protein of 669 amino acids. The record is from RefSeq and is a predicted model, not a curated record. Gene Ontology annotation, biological process: regulation of DNA-templated transcription. The transcript is spliced from 9 exons.
AUGCCUGCACCCUUCCACUAUGCCAUUAUCCUGCCCCGUAAGCAAGUCUUCCUGGAGGUCUUGGAAUCAGUAUCCUUUGAGGACGUGGCCGUGAACUUCACCCAGGCUGAAUGGGCUCUGAUAAAUCCUGAUCAGAGAUGCCUGUACAGAGACGUGAUGCUGGAGACCUGCAGGCACCUGGCCUUCGUGGGAAAAGACAAUGGUACUCUUGGGCAUGUCUUGGAGAAUAAGUUGUUCAGUGAAGACUGCACUGUGGGGUACAUGAGCAAUGAAGAGAAGCAGAUGUACCCUGAUGUCAGUGACCAGCAGCACACGCAGAAGUGGCAACAAAACUCUCCUCCAGGUGACGUCAAGAACGCAUUUAAGUGCCCUGAGUGCCCGCAGAGGUUCCAGUAUCCCUGUAUGCUGCGUGCCUACACUAAAGUGCACUCUGGGGUGAGGCCUUUCGCUUGCGAGCAGUGUGGGAAAAGCUUCAGGAUUCGCUUGAAUCUGGGAAACCACCACCGGACCAACACAGUGGAGAGCCCGUAUGACUGCGAGCAGUGUGGGAAAAGCUUCAGCCGAAUCCACACCGAGGAGAGGCCAUAUGACUGCGAGCAGUGUGGGAAGAGUUUCAAGACUCGCUUCACUGUGCUUCAGCACAAACUGAAACACAUGGGGGAGAGGCCGUAUGACUGCGAGCAGUGUGGGAAAAGGUUCAGUAUUCGUUCUGUCCUGCAUAAGCACAGCCGGAUCCACACUGGGAGAGGCCGUAUGACUUGUGGGAAAGUUUUUCGCAGCCCAGGCACCAACCGGGGCCACCAGGUGACGCACACGAUCCAGAGUCGCUUCCGGUGUCCUAAGUGCAACAAGGGGAAUGCAAUCACUUACUUCAGAGACCACCAGCAGACCCACAAGGAGUCGGUAUCCUUUGAGGAAGUGGCCGUGAACUUCACGCGGGCCGAGUGGGCUUUGCUGGAUCCUGCCCAGAGGCGCCUAUACAGAGACGUGAUGCUGGAGGUCUGCAGGCACCUGGCCUUUGUGGAGGGUUUCGCUCAAGGAAAAUCCCAUAGUGUUUUUGGAGGUGUCUUUGAGAAUAAGUUGUUCAGUGAAAACAGCACCGUGGGGUUCAUAAGCAAUGAUUUCUGCAAUGGUUUUGGAAAGAAGCAGAUGUUUCCUAACACUGGUGACCAGCAGCCAAUGCAGAACCGACGACAGAAGCAAUACCCUCAGCAGGGCAUUGGACUCUGCCUUGGCACCCAGAGUCCAACGCCCCACGAAUGCAAAGUGUGUGGGGAGACCUUCAGUGUCGCCAACCUGCUGACACGACACCUCAGGGAGCACCACAAGGAGACGCCAUGUGAGCUCAGUGGGAAGGGCUUCCGCUUCCCCAUGUACCUGCAGGCUCACACUAAGACGCACACUGACCUCGAGAAGCCCUUUAAGUGCCCUGAAUGCCCUCAGAGGUUCAAAUACCUUUAUAGGCUGCGCAGCCACGCUCUUGUGCACUCAGGGGUCAGGCCUUUUGCCUGCGAGCACUGUGGGAAAAGCUUCAGGACUCGCUGGCAGCUGGGUCAGCACAGCCGGACCCACACCGGGGAGAGGCCAUACAACUGCCCCCAGUGCGGGAAGACAUUCCGAGGGAUCAGCGCAAGGGCCACGCACCUGCGUGCCCACACGGGCGAGCGGCCGUACAGGUGCCCGCAGUGCAGGAAAGGUUUCCGCAGCCCGGACAUCCUCCAGUGCCACAUGGUGUUGCACACGACCCAGGGUCCCUUCCAGUGUCCUGAGUGCGGCAAGGCCUACCGUGACCGCUCCUACUUCUCUGGCCACCUGCAGACACACGAGGUGCCGCAGUCCCUCACCUGCGGGGAGUGUGGCAGAGACUUCAGCCACCCCCACACCCACCGCCGGCACGUCAGGACGCAUCUCAAGGAGCAGCCAUUCCUGUGCCACUGUGGACAGCGGUUUGACCGGCUUAACUCCCUCCAAACACACAUCCGCCAGACCCACGCCCAAGAGAAUCGCUGA